AUGGAGGAUAAGAGCUCCCAUGAGGUACUUUCAUGGAAUUUUGCCGGCAAGUUUGCCUGUCUCGUUUGCCCCACCAAUCCCGUUCUCGACUCCCCCGCCAUGCUCUCGACGCAUGUGAGCGGCUCACGACAUCAAGCUGCCGAGCUGAGGCGUAAAAACAGAGAAUUGGCUAUGCAAGAAGAAGUUAAGAAACUAUUAGUGUUGUCGGGCUGUGUUAGUGCUAAAGCUCCUGCAAUCAAGCAGUUGGAAUCAACCAGCAAACCCUUGAUUGAGCCAGCACGAAAGGCUGUAUUAGACGUAAUUUCUGGCAAAGUUGCUAUACCUGAGGUGAAGCCGACAGUUGCUAAAUUGGGGAGGCCGUUUGUUGGAGAUAAUGGCAGCAAUGCUGAUACUGUCGGAGUUGAAGCAAAGCUAGAGGUGGUUGUUAAAGAAGUGCAGCCAUUGAAUUAUCGACCACGCCAAGAGAGGGAACUCAAGUUCACAGCUGCUGGAUGGAAACACGAUUGCCAUGGUAGAUGGUUCAAGGAUGAAAAUGUGGAAUUUGAUUCUGGUGAAGAAGACCCGAACAUUGUGUUAAACGAGAGCAGUUGAUUUAAGCAACAUCAGAGUCUAGUUCUAGUAUACGAAAGAUGCAAGGAUUCACCCUGAGAACCUCCUUGCUCCUUUUACCUCACCACAAUGUUGCGCCCUUCGUAUCUGCACACCCAUCCAGCGCUUUUCCAUCACGCACGUCCAUCACCGUAUCAUGACUAACUUUGUCGUGAUGAGGGACAUCGAGUUGUUGCUGGCAGUCCUCUAUCUUAACAUUGAGUUUGGUCAUCUAUCUCUGGAGCUAAUCAUUUAGCUUGAGUGAUUCGUAUCAUCAACUAAUAUUGGUGAGAAAGAUGUGUUGAAUAGUUUGUAGUGCAAGAGAGAAUUGGGACGGGUAUUAAAUUCGUUGAUUUAUACUUUUUGUCCAAAGAGGGAGACUAGGAUUGAAGGUGAAGUCGAUUCGAUUGUUUCAUCGCUUUCACAAAUUUUUUUUUUCUUCUUUGAUGCUGACUUAAGACAAUUCUAUGCUAUAGGUUCAUAGUGUUGUAGUAAUACUUGGUAGUUAUUCUCAGUUUGGC
Molecule: messenger RNA, 1109 nt
Organism: Salvia splendens (bonfire salvia)
Lineage: Eukaryota; Viridiplantae; Streptophyta; Magnoliopsida; Lamiales; Lamiaceae
Product: sodium channel modifier 1
Exons: 5
Coding region: 1-591 (196 amino acids)
Biological process (GO): RNA splicing
Cellular component (GO): nucleus
Source: RefSeq, a predicted model, not a curated record